CUCAGAAUAAUAAAUGCUUAUAAUUGGAUAAUUUAUUAAAUGAAGGAACUCAUAAUUUUUAUUACAUUCCUAGAUGAAAUCAUGUAACUAAUCAAUAAUAGAGAUGGUUACCAAUUUAUAAAGAUAAUAAUGUUAUUGUUUUAUUUAAAAAAUAGUUAGAAGAUUUAAUGAAUAAAGGUUCUAGGCAGAGUUUGAGGAGAUGAUAUCAUAAUAUCAUGUAACAAAUCUCAUUGAUAUAUAAUUCUAAAUGAAAGAGAAAUUAUUUCAAAGAUAUAAUAACAAUAUGAGAACACAUCACAACAAGAAGUAUCUAAAAAAGGAAAAUAGUUCUUACAUAUACUUUAGAGAGUAUGCUAAGAGUUAUGAUGCCUAAUAGUAUGUUAUCAAGUUCGUUAAGAGAGCCUAACUAAAAUUGUUGGAUUGA
This is a messenger RNA of Paramecium sonneborni, 424 nucleotides long. The record is from the annotation of a GenBank genome assembly. Lineage: Eukaryota; Ciliophora; Oligohymenophorea; Peniculida; Parameciidae.